Caenorhabditis sp. 36 PRJEB53466 is the source of this 1474-nucleotide messenger RNA. The record is from the annotation of a GenBank genome assembly. NCBI's taxonomy places the organism in Eukaryota, Metazoa, Nematoda, Chromadorea, Rhabditida, Rhabditidae.
AUGGAAUGCAACGAUUCGCGACUAUUUGACACGAGUAGCAAUGCCACUUACUUCGUCAUCGAACAGUUUUACCGCUUCCGAUAGUGAGUUUCAGUAGAAAAUCUGUAAAUCAGCUUUUCAAUCAUAUUUUAGCCUCUACUCGAACGUGCAUCCGUUCCUCUCGUUCAUACUCUGCGUACUCGGUCUCGCCGCCAACGCCAUCCACAUCCUCGUGCUCACCCGGCCUCGAAUGCGCCACUCCUCCGUGCACACCGUCCUCGUUUGCAUUGCCAUCUCUGACAUGGGAACGAUGACGUCAUACCUGGUGAGUUCGACUGCAAAUGACACGAAUCAUCCGUCUUCAGAUGUACAUCAGCCGCUUCGAGUUCUUACCGACAAAGAGGGCUACUCCUACUUCUGGGCCCUUUUCCUGAAGUGCCAUGCGAUGCUCUCGAUCGCCCUCCAUGCCAUCACACUCUACCUCGUCGUUCUGAUGGCGUUCAUCAGGUUGUCAGCCAUGAAACUGACGACAUCCAGGUGGUUGGAUCACACGAGAGCACUGUAAGUCCCCUUCCUUUCCCUUUUCUGUCAUCAUCCCGUACUUUCCUCAGAACCUGUGCCAUUUUCAUCGCUCUCUUCGUAUUCGUCAUGUGCGUGCCCACCCUUCUGGCUCAUCAAAUCGACGAAACCACUCGCGGAGUGACCAUUAAUGGAAUGUACUACAAGUACAGUGUCGGCUUCUCCACGUUAAUGAUGCAGAAUGGGUGCUUCCUCAUGAAGGCAAACCUGUGGCUCACCGGAAUAUUCCUAAAGGUAGACGAAAGCUUCUCGUUUCAUGUUCUUCUAGUCAAUCUUAAUCUUCAGGCCAUUCCUUGCAUGCUCCUCGUCACGUUCACAAUCGCUUUGAUUGGUCGUCUUCGAGAGAAUAACGAAAAGCGAAAGAUACUGAUAAAAGAGGAAAGAGCCAAGAAACGUGGCGACUUCACCACUUACAUGCUCCUGCUCAUGGUCACCGUCUUUCUUUGCACCGAACUUCCGCAAGGAAUCAUGGCGAUCCUCAAUGGUGAGUAUUGAGAGGAUGAUCAAGAUUAUCUGGAUAUCACAACUCUUCAGCUCUCUUUACAACCCAAUUCCAUCAAAUGGUCUAUCUGAAUCUAGCCGACGUCCUCGACCUACUCUCCCUGAUCAAUUGCUACGUGGCGUUCCUGGUCUACAGUUUACGUCUUCUCGAUACAGACAGACGCUGUUCAGUUUGCUCCCUUUGACAAGGUAACUCCGUGCUUCCCUCCACCUAAAGCCUGUUAUCUUCAGAAUUUCCUAUUCUGGCAUCUCGACGCGUCAAGGAACGCUGAAAGCACAUCCGCACGCCCAUCCAAACCAAGGGACCAAAACCCUGGUGCAACGUGCCAAUUCGGUCGAAGUCGUUUCCGUCCAUUCUCCACUCGUCGCUCAUCAGAAUAAUCGGCCGAAUUCGGCACAGCCGACAGACUUCUAA